UUUGUAUUACGUAUAUUAUAGAUUUUCAGUACUGGCAGUGAAUUUUGGAACACAGCCAUAAAUUACUGACGUUACAAAUUCAAGAAAGGAAGGCUAUUACCAGAACGCGGCCAUAGUAUUACCUUGUCGGUGCUUCAGCUAAAACAGUCGGUAUUGUCAUUGGUUUGGAAUUACAGUCGAGCCCCCGUGGUCCCUUUGCAAACUAUGAAACAAUUAAUUUAAAAAGAAUUUUAUCAUAGUUUAUGUCAUAUCUGUAUAAACUGCUUCUCCUCAAGAUGCUUGAAGAUUAUCUGUUAAAAUAUCACAUAAAAGAGUUGGAAGAGAUAUUGAAUGCUGCAGAUGAUCACAUGUUCUAUUCAAUACACAUAAAUUUUGUAUCCUUAUUUGAUCUUGAUGCAGAGAAUGCACAGAAAAUCUUACAUAAUCCUAGACAUUUUUUACCAUUAUGUGAGAAGGCAAUAGUAAAAGCUCAAGAACAACUAUGCAAGAUGGAUCAAACAGUAAAAACUAGAGUCCAUGUUAGAAUUAUUGCUGUACCAAUAAAAAUUGAUACAGGUCAAAUCGGUGAGCUAAUUUCGACAUCUGGAAUUGUUGUACGCAUGUCCCAAUCCACAGUUAUGAAGUUAAAAAAACGUUUCAUCUGUAAAAAGUGCAAACAUGUUACUGUGGUUAAAUUAGAAUGGGAAAGACAAUUAUUUAGGGAUGCCAAGAGUUGCAACGCAUGUCAUUCUCCAAAUGUUACAGCCUCAACAUCUUUAAAUCAAGAUGAUUGCUCUGACUAUCAAGAAAUAAAGAUUCAGGAUAAGUGUAAGAUCGACACAAGAAGCUGUUAUGCAGUGGGUCUACAAGUAGUUCUAUUGGAUGAUCUUGUUGACAAAUGUAGACCUGGGGAUAAUGUAGACAUUAGUGGAAUAAUUAUACGAAAAUGGGGUAUAUUAAAACCUGGUCAACGUGCGGAAGCUACGACGUUUCUAAUGGCGAAUAGCAUUUCCAUACGCAGGAAAUUUUCAGAAGCAACGUUUUCUACCGCAGAGAUAAAGAAUACCUUUACAGCAUUUUGGGAAAAUUAUCAGGACGAUGCGUUAUGCGGCAGGAACAACAUUCUCGCUUCUAUUUGUCCGCAAAUGUACGGGAUGUAUAUGGCGAAAUUAGCUUUGGCAGUUGUAUUAUGUGGUGGUGUCGUCAAAACUAACGAAACAGAGACGCGCGUAAGAGGUGAGCCCCAUCUUCUGCUGAUUGGAGAUCCGGGCACUGGAAAGUCGCAAUUGCUUCGUACUGCAUCACGAUUAAUUACAAGAUCCGUCUUUACAACCGGCAUCGGCACUACCGCCGCUGGACUCACAGCAGCUGCUGUCAAAGACACGGAUGGCUGGCAUUUAGAAGCCGGUGCUUUAGUGCUUGCAGAUGGAGGUGUAUGUUGUGUGGAUGAGUUCACAACGAUGAGCUCUCAUGAUAGAACCUCUGUACAUGAGGCGAUGGAGCAACAAACAAUCUCCAUAGCCAAAGCUGGUAUAGUGAGCACAUUGAAUAGUCGUUGUUCAGUCGUCGCAGCUAUUAAUCCAAACGGUGGAUGUUUUACGGGUGACGAGUGGAAAACUUGCUUAGGAAAUCCUCUAUUGUCGCGUUUUGAUCUGAUCCUCCUCUUGCGAGAUAAUAAAAAUCCAGAAUGGGACAAAAUGAUGUCGACUCAUAUCUUAAAAGCUGCUUGCGAAGACGAGGAGAACAUUUCCCAUUCCGAAAUAUAUAUGGGUCCUUCAAAUCUGGGAGGCCUGUGGAGAGAAGAGAGUCUUUGCGAAUAUUUUGCACACGUGCGUGCAUUGAAACCAGUGUUGACCGAAGAAGCAAAAAAGAUACUCAGUGCAACAUAUCUUUAUCACAGAUCGAAUCCGUGCAAAAGGCCUGAAAGAACAACAGUGCGGCUCUUAGAUAGUCUUAUCAGAUUAGCGGAAGGUCACGCAAAACUUAUGUAUCGUACUAAAGUGGAAAUCGUUGAUGCUGUGACAGCAGCGGAGUUGGUUGGAACUACUCUAAUUAACGAUGUUGAUAUUGGUUGUUCAUUUCCAGUAGAUCCUAUUGCAACUUAUCAUUCUACAGCGAAAGACUUGCUUAAGAAGCUUAAUUUACAAGAAUUAGAACCAUAUAUAUAAAUAACAGUUUGUAAACAUAUAUCGCAGUUAGAUGAGAUUAAAAAUUAAUUUAUUCAUUACUUAACGAAUCAUUUUUAUAGUAUUUGUCAAGUUUGAUAAUUCUUGGAAUAAUAUACGAUUGCGUAAUUUUAUUUUAUAGUAAUUGAUUAUACUCGAUAUGUAUACAAUUUCGUUUGUAACCACUAUCUUCAAAA
Harpegnathos saltator (Jerdon's jumping ant) is the source of this 2341-nucleotide messenger RNA. RefSeq names its product DNA helicase MCM9. Gene Ontology annotation, biological process: double-strand break repair via homologous recombination; DNA replication. Bases 243 to 2147 code for a protein of 634 amino acids. The transcript is spliced from 12 exons. The record is from RefSeq and is a predicted model, not a curated record. Gene Ontology annotation, cellular component: MCM complex; nucleus. NCBI's taxonomy places the organism in Eukaryota, Metazoa, Arthropoda, Insecta, Hymenoptera, Formicidae. Gene Ontology annotation, molecular function: single-stranded DNA helicase activity; ATP binding; ATP hydrolysis activity.